AUGCAGGCGCCGUCGCUGUACCUUCCGGAUGAUCUUGUACGAGAUAUUCUUCUAAGGCUUCCAGUAAAAUCUUUAUUGCGAUUCAAGUGUGUUAGCAAAUCAUGGCUUUCUUUAAUAUCAAACCACAAACUUGCCAUAACACACCUCAAUAAAACGUCUAAAAGGUCUCGCAGAUAUGGAGUCAUUGAAUCAAAACACUCUCAUCGUAUUUCUGUAUAUAGCCUUGACGGUAGUGGAUCAUCUGGUGAUCUUUCUUCAAUGAUAGUGGAAGCUAACGGAUUCAGUCAAGCCAAAAUAUUAGUACGUCUUGACAAGGAUCGGAGUGUCAUGAAGAAUAAUCGAUCAGGAUUCGUGAUAUGGAAUCCAGCAACGAGAGCUCAAGAUGAUUCCACAUUGGAGUUUUUGGUGUUAUUCUUCUAA
Pistacia vera is the source of this 420-nucleotide messenger RNA. Its product is annotated as F-box/kelch-repeat protein At3g23880-like. Gene Ontology annotation, molecular function: ubiquitin-protein transferase activity; protein binding. NCBI's taxonomy places the organism in Eukaryota, Viridiplantae, Streptophyta, Magnoliopsida, Sapindales, Anacardiaceae. Gene Ontology annotation, biological process: SCF-dependent proteasomal ubiquitin-dependent protein catabolic process. The transcript has a single exon. Bases 1 to 420 code for a protein of 139 amino acids. The record is from RefSeq and is a predicted model, not a curated record.